AUGCGCGAAUCGCUUGGAGGGGUGGGUGGUGAGCUGGAUGAAGAGUGGGCACCUCCCACAGCAGAGCCACCAAUUUGUAGCCGAUCACCACGAACCGAAGGUGACACAACCGUGAUGCAGAGAGCCAUGUGUCCAUGGGAAUCGAGAGUUGACUUUGAUGAGACGCGGGAGCCAAAGAUUGUCUCCGAAGCGGUUUGUUUGUGUCGUCGAAGUCGUGGAGCCACUGGGGCCUUCUGUAUGCCGAUAAGAAGAGAAGUAAGAGCUAAACUCUUUCUAAAAAUCCAAAAUUAG
Molecule: messenger RNA, 291 nt
Organism: Cooperia oncophora
Lineage: Eukaryota; Metazoa; Nematoda; Chromadorea; Rhabditida; Trichostrongylidae
Source: the annotation of a GenBank genome assembly